AUGUGGUUCCUUGAAUUUGCUUUUCUAACCCUAUCCCUUGUGUUUACACCUGGCGUGGGCGUUCAUGUUAGCAUCGACAGAGGCGGAUCGCCCCCAGAUAGUAGCAAGAUUGAUAGAAUCAUCGCGGCGUUGACACCAGAAGAGAAGAUCUCUCUUCUGCAUGGAGCUAAUUAUGCCGGAAGUGAGAAUUAUGCUGGAUAUCUGACUGGGGUGCCUCGACUGGGGAUUCCUCCCCUCCAGUUGGCUGAUGGAGAGGCCGGAAUAAAUGGUGUUCAGGAUGCCACUGCUAUUCCGAGCCAGAUCAAUGUUGCUGCGACUUGGUCCAGGUUAAUGGCAAAAACCGCAGGCCAUGUCACUGGCUUGGAGGCCCGAUUACUCAAAGCCGGUAUUUCUCUUGCACCUCGCGUAAAUCUACUUCGUGACCCCUUUGAUGGAAGCUCCUGGCAAUCUUAUUCGGAAGAUGCCUACUUGAAUGCCCAGCUUGGAGCUGAGGCUGUUCGUGGCAUCCAGGCGGAGGGAACAAUGGCAAAUACCAAGCAGAUAGGCCCAUCUAGCAGUGGUGCCAGUGGUGGUGACACAAAUUCGCAAGUGGAUCUACAGUAUCAAGAGCUCAUGAACCUCACUGUACGUGGCGACUUUGGGUUCAAAGGCAUUGUUAUGAGUGAUUGGGGUGCCACGCAUUCAACGGCUCCAAGUAUCGAAGCUGGAUUGAAUUGGGAGAUGGGAUCUGCCGCCUAUUAUACUACACCUCUGUACGACGAUGUAUAUCUCUAUCACAAUCUGUCGGAGAUCUACGUUGAUCGUUCUCUACGCCAAAUAUUCUCCACCUACGAUCGAUUUGGGUUAAUCGGCCAAAAUCGCACUGCACUCGACAUGGUGCCGAAUCCCUUACCACAGUCGGUGAUUGAGCAGUCCGCUGCGAUUUCGUUUGACAUUGCUAGCCGAUCUGGAGUUCUCUUGAAGAAUGAUGAUGAAGUACUCCCUCUUUCAAAAGAUAUUUCCAAGCUUGCUGUCAUUGGCCCAGCUGCUUUCCAGUACAACCAUGGCGCAGGAUUUGCCGAGCGAGCAUAUGGUAUCCCCUCUCGGCUCAAGAGCCCCUUAGAGGCAAUCCAGCAGAUCACUGGCAAUGACCACAUUCUUACAUCAAAUGGCGUUGAUGUUCAUGGAAGCAUAAUUCCAGCAGAUUGUCUGGUACAAGACAAUGGACAGCAUGGUUUACUUCGAACAGACUCGGCUGGGAAAACUUCAGUCGAUUCUCAGAUAAACUUCUCUGGAGAAUCAGCUUUGCUGGGAAACUCUUCGUAUCACUGGGCUGGGUUUUUUAAAGCAAAUGAGACCGGCUAUUACCGCAUUUCUCUGCAUCGACGCUUCCCUCACGUCGGUGGGGGACUGAACAAUUCGGAUUAUCUGGGCGUUUUCUACGUUCAUUCAUUUACUGUCAAUGGAACCGAGUUUGACGGGUUUCGGCUACUGGGGGAUGGUGGAGCUCGACCCUGGAGCUCACCUCUUGCCGCUCCAGACGGAUGGGAUGAAGUUGGGACAGACGUCUAUCUUACGGCUGGCCUCCACAAUAUCACUGUCAGUGUCACCAAAGUAUUUGGGGACCCGGUAGAGGUGCGCCUGAAUUGGGUUACGCCAACCCAGCGAGAGCAAAAUAUGCGUGAUGCAGAGAGGAUUGUAUCCAGCGUUGAGGUGCCAGUUGUUUUUGCACAUGCCAACAGCCCCGCAGACGUGGGAAUGCAGCUUAUACAUGGGUUCGACGAGCUCAUAACGCGAAUUGCAGCGAUAAACCCCAGGACGGUCGUGGUUCUCAACAAUGCUGACCCUGUCCUAAUGCCGUGGCUGGACCAAGUCUCAUCGGUUCUGUGGAUGGGAAAUCCCGGCCAAGAAGGCGGCCGUGCUACUGCUUCACUCCUCUUCGGUGACCGUAAUCCUCAAGGCAGACUGACGAUCACGUAUCCAAAAUCUGUCAAUGACACUGUCACGAGAAAUCCAAAGUAUCCGGAGCGCAUGGCUACUAAGAAUGGGACUGCGAUAUUUUCGGAAGGUAUUAACUCCGCUUACCGAUGGUACCUGGCCACGAACACUAGCGUUCUUUUCCCCUUUGGCUAUGGGCUAUCAUACACCUCUUUCAAAUACAGCAAACUAGUCAUCAAAAAGAAGUCUGGAUCCACUUUCCAGGUCUCUGUUGACAUCAAAAACACUGGCUCUCGACCUGGUGUGGAGGUGCCCCAGAUCUAUAUUGGUCCACCAGAAGAUGCCGGGUCCAAAUUUCCUGGUUAUCAAUUUGCCAUCUCUACUCUGGUUGGAUUUGAUGAUGUGUAUAUCAUGCCUGGUACCACAAAGACAGCUAGUUUCAUCAUCUCAGAGCGCCAGCUCAGCUUCUGGCGUCAAAGCGAUAGGACCUGGGUACUUGCUCACGGUCAGCGCUCGGUAUGGGUGGGAACUGAUGCUGAGAAGAAAGUCUUCGUGAGCUAUAUUGAGGUCUAG
This is a messenger RNA of Penicillium daleae, 2490 nucleotides long. RefSeq names its product Fn3-like domain-containing protein. Gene Ontology annotation, molecular function: beta-glucosidase activity. Bases 1 to 2490 code for a protein of 829 amino acids. Gene Ontology annotation, biological process: glucan catabolic process. Lineage: Eukaryota; Fungi; Ascomycota; Eurotiomycetes; Eurotiales; Aspergillaceae. The transcript has 4 exons. The record is from RefSeq and is a predicted model, not a curated record.